Molecule: messenger RNA, 1329 nt
Organism: Drosophila bipectinata
Lineage: Eukaryota; Metazoa; Arthropoda; Insecta; Diptera; Drosophilidae
Product: endoplasmic reticulum-Golgi intermediate compartment protein 3
Biological process (GO): retrograde vesicle-mediated transport, Golgi to endoplasmic reticulum; endoplasmic reticulum to Golgi vesicle-mediated transport
Cellular component (GO): COPII-coated ER to Golgi transport vesicle; endoplasmic reticulum; endoplasmic reticulum membrane
Source: RefSeq, a predicted model, not a curated record
GCAACCCCCGCACCGCAACCACGUCAUUUACCGCUAAGAAAAUCAUGUAAUUUUAUUGUUUACGUCUCAUAUUCGUGUUUUUGUGUGUUUCUGUUAACAAAAUGAAGUUUGCCGACGUCCUGAGACGUCUGGACGCCUAUCCGCGAACCCUGGAUGACUUCAGCGUGCGCACAGUGGGCGGUGCCGCAGUCACUAUUAUAAGUACCAGCAUCAUCAGCCUGUUGAUCUUCCUUGAAUUCCUGAACUACAUGCAGCCCACCAUGAAUGAGGAGCUGUUCGUGGACACCACCCGCGGCCACAAGCUGCGCAUUAAUCUGGACGUCACCCUCCACAAUCUGGGAUGCAACUACGUGUCUUUGGAUGCGAUGGACUCGUCGGGGGACACACACUUGAGGGUGGACCACGAUGUCUUUAAGCACAGACUAGAUCUUAAAGGAGAGCCUCUGAAAGAGACGCCCAUUAAGGAGAUUGUGGCCGUCUCUCCGCCCAAUAAGAAUGUCACUUGCGGCAGCUGCUAUGGAGCUGAGCACAACUCUACGCACUGCUGCAACACCUGCGAGGAGGUGCUUGAUGCCUACCGGCUGCGCAAAUGGAACGUGCAGGUGGACAAGAUCGAGCAGUGCAAGGGAAAAUACAAGCGUACAGACGAGGAUGCCUUUAAGGAAGGCUGCCGCAUCCAGGGACACCUGGAGGUGAAUCGUAUGGCCGGCAGCUUUCACUUUGCCCCCGGCAAGAGCUUCUCCAUACGACAAUUCCACAUCCAUGACUUCCAGUUCAGCAAUGUGAAGCUGUCCCACACUAUCAAUCAUUUGUCGUUUGGCGAGAAGAUUGAGUUUGCCAAGACGCAUCCGCUGGAUGGGAUGCACGUAGAAGUAGAGGAAAAAAAAAGUGAAAUGUUCAAUUACUAUUUAAAAAUAGUUCCCACAUUAUAUAUGCGGGAUAGCGACGGUAAGCCCAUAUACACAAACCAAUUUUCGGUGACACGGCACCGGAAAGAUCUUUCGGAUCGGGAACGCGGAAUGCCCGGCAUAUUCUUCAGCUACGAACUCUCUCCGCUGAUGGUCAAGUACGCGGAAAAGCGCAGCUCUUUUGGCCACUUUGCCACCAAUUGCUGCUCCAUCAUUGGUGGCGUGUUUACAGUAGCCGGCAUACUGGCCGUGCUGCUGAACAACUCCUUGGAGGCAAUUCAACGCAAACUGGAGGUGGGCAAGCUCAGCUAACGACAAAUGGAAUCUUUUUGGCAGCUUCAUUGCAGCUUGACUACGCCUAUCUCAUUUAACAUUCGACAAAUCUCCAAAUAAAAGUGCUUAUUUUAUAGAAAAUUACAAA